Molecule: messenger RNA, 858 nt
Organism: Pectinophora gossypiella (pink bollworm)
Lineage: Eukaryota; Metazoa; Arthropoda; Insecta; Lepidoptera; Gelechiidae
Product: beta-1,4-N-acetylgalactosaminyltransferase bre-4-like
Exons: 6
Coding region: 1-858 (285 amino acids)
Biological process (GO): glycosphingolipid biosynthetic process; carbohydrate metabolic process
Molecular function (GO): N-acetyl-beta-glucosaminyl-derivative 4-beta-N-acetylgalactosaminyltransferase activity
Source: RefSeq, a predicted model, not a curated record
AUGUGUCCAAAUAUGUGGGACAAUUUGGUUCCGUACACGUUCGUGUCAUCUAACACUUUGGCCCCCGGGGUGCGCUUUGGACAUAGUAGUAUAGCUUAUGAUGCAAUUUGUAAAGACGUUACGUCGGAUAAUAACCUAUCAGAGUGUGACUACAGUGAUGUGUUGUCUAGUACUAAAAGCGAAAGCAUAAGAAGACCAAAAUCAAUCAAUAUAUCUACUGAAAAUAUAAUAAAUGGGAGUUUUAGUCCAGGACACUGCCAACCGAUGUACAGUGUUGCUAUAUUAUUACCUUACAGGAACAGAAAAGAUCAGCUGGAUGUAUUUCUUCCAAAUAUUCACAAUUUUUUAAUACGACAAAAAAUACACUAUAAAGUAUACGUGAUAGAACAGCAAGACAACCACCCUUGGAAUAAAGGCAUACUCUACAAUGUCGGGGCCAGACAAGCGAUCAUAGAACAUUUCCCCUGCCUCAUAUUUCAUGAUAUUGACUUAAUACCGGUAGACCACAGUAAUCUCUACGUCUGUAUGGAAGAACCACGGCAUAUGAGUGCGUCUAUUGAUGAUUAUAGAUUUGUUCUGAUCUAUGACACUCUAUUCGGAGGUGUAGUGUCAAUAAGAACAGACCAAUAUAUAGCAGUGAAUGGAUACCCGCCAGACAUGUCAAGGUACGCACAGUACCACGGCAACAGACCCCGGAUAGAGAACAAAGACAGAUGGAAGGUUAUGGAAGAGAAUCGGCGCACACGACGGGCGGGUGAUGGCUUUUAUUCGGUGCAACAACAUGUGUUGGAGAUGACAGUUGAAGGGUUCCCGAUGUACACGCUUAUCGGAGUUAAGCGAAAUUACAAAAUGAUAUAG